AUGGCGAGCAGUGGCAGUGCAGACGAGCGAUCCGGCGCCGCUUCGCGCCCAGCUAGAGCAACGGAAAAACCGAGCAAGGCUGGAGACAAACUGAGCAAGGCUGAAGACAAGCUUAAAAAUGCUGAAGCCAGGCUGGACAUCGCUGAAGCCAAGCUGGACAGCGCUGAGGAACGUGCCCAGGCGUCCAUGGACGAGCAAGCCAAUGCCGAAGUGAACGUGGCCAAAGCCGAAUUGGGCGUGGCCAAGGCCAAAGUGAAGGUGGCCGAAGCCAAACUGGGCGUGGCUGAAGCUAAUGUGGAAGCGGCUACAAAUGAUGGAGACCGAGCCCGAGCCGAAUCAAGUGUGGCCAAUGCCAAAUUGAAGGUGGCCGAAGCCGAAUCAAGUGUGGCCAAAGCCGAAGUGAACGUGGCCAAAGCCGAAGUGAACGUGGCCAAAGCCAAUCUGGGCGUGGCUGAAGCCAAAGUGGAAGCGGCUACAAAUGACAAAGACCGAGCCCGAGCCGAAUCAAGUGUGGCCAAAGCCGAAGUGAGCGUGGCCGAUGCCAAAGUGAACGUGGCCAAAGCCGAAGUGAGCGUGGCCGAUGCCAAAGUGAACGUGGCCAAAUUCGAAUUGGGCGUGGCCAAAGCCAAAGUGGAAGCGGCUACAAAUGACAAAGACCGAGCCCGAGCCGAAUCAAGUGUGGCCAAAGCCGAAGUGAACGUGGCCGAUGCCAAAGUGAACGUGGCCGAUGCCAAAGUGAACGUGGCCAAAGCCGAAGUGAACUUGGUCAUCUCGCGUCCACAUUCCGCAGAGCUGAGCCAUGUCUUUGAAUCGUACUUGCAGACCUUGAAAGACGAAGUACAAUCCUCUGGCGUGUUGGUGGCGCCAGCAAGUGCGGUCGUGUCCGGGGCUUCAGGGGACGGGUAUCUAGACUAUUACAAUCAAGUGACCCGGAAGGGUCGAUACAAAACAGCCGACGAGUCAGAGGUGGCCCCGUUCCGUUCGGAGCUCACGUCGGAGCAGGAAACCAUGGCCGACAGCAUUCCAAAGGGCCAGCGCACUUCGGAAGCAGAUCUCCAAAACGCCUGGGAUGACUUUCUCCAGAAGCAGACAAAGAAUAUCCCAUGUCGCGUUUGUAGCUCUCCCAAUGCUGCAACUCUGGACCAGUUCAAGCCCGACAUUGUGUUGGGGGCAAGAUACCCUUACAGGGAUGGCAACAUUGCCUGCAUUUUGGAGCUCAAGCGCAGCACGAACAAGUUUACAGCUUCGGCUCUUGGCCAACUCUUUUCUUAUUUAGAUACAUUGUUGGAGCUGUCUCCAGAUCGACACUUCUGCUUUGGCGCGUUGGUGAACUGUUUCAACUUCCACAUCAUCCGGGCAUAUCGAUGCCGCGGAACCGGCUUCAUUCACUUCGAGACCAUAAUACAGGGCCAUUUGGGGUCGGGCGCGCCCCUUGUCCGACUGCUGACCAUGGAACCUAGUGAGCUUGGUUUCGUGGACUUGCGCGUGAACAUUCCUGACAACGAUGGGCAGCCAUUGUAUUACCAUCCACACUGCUUUAUCGGCAAAGGCAGGCAUUGCGAGGCGUACAAAGGCAUGUUUCAAGGCGAGACGGUCGUCUUCAAGAUUUUCAAGAACGAAGCCGCCAUGAAGCAGGAGCGUGACAUGCUUAACAAGCUGGGUUUGGCUAAGGUUGAAAAUGUGCCUGUCCUCAAGGGUUACUCGAAAGGGCACCCCUACUGCUGCGUCGUGACCCCUGUAGGCGAGGAAUUUGCCACGCCUCCCACAAGACACGAGCUAUCAAUGCUUUUGGACGUGCUCAAGGCCGCGCACAAGGCCGGGCUUGUUCAUCGUGACCCGCUUCCCCGCAACUAUUUUCGAGUGGGUUCAAAAAUCCUGUUCAACGACUGGGGGUCGGCUGAAGAGAUUCGCACAGGCCAGCCAGUUGUACCCACUGGCUGGCCUUGUGAGCAAGCAGAUGACAUGAUUGGCGAGGUUCGUACCGCUUGCUGCAGUGAAUGUGGGAAGAAUUGCAGUGUGCAAGCCCCCUCAUGUUCGACUGGUUGUGGUUUGCAGAGUGAGGUGGUGCCCCAGUUCCGACAUGACCUGGAAAUGUUUGCAAAGGGCAUCUUCUUGCGAAUGGUGCGAAAGGGCGACUGGCCAAAUGACCUGCGUAGCACUGAUUUUUGGGAUGAGGGUUACUUGGGAUCUACCUGGCGACCUGUCUUGAACGCUGCUCGCUCGCUACCCGAUUUCCUUACCGGCUCACCCGAAGAUUUUGUGAAAAACCACGAUGGGACAUACGAGGGCUUCAGAAACAUACUUUUGAAGUCCUAUAGUCGCCUGCUCGCUCAUGGGCCCACUUUGUUUUGA
Messenger RNA from Monosiga brevicollis MX1, 2352 nucleotides. RefSeq lists its product as uncharacterized. Gene Ontology annotation, biological process: protein dephosphorylation. NCBI's taxonomy places the organism in Eukaryota, Choanoflagellata, Craspedida, Salpingoecidae. The transcript is spliced from 2 exons. The record is from RefSeq and is a predicted model, not a curated record. The coding region runs from base 1 to 2352 and encodes 783 amino acids. Gene Ontology annotation, cellular component: nucleus. Gene Ontology annotation, molecular function: protein serine/threonine phosphatase activity.